ACCUUACCCACACCCAAUCACUGCAGCAUACAUACCCUUUUCUUUGCAGAAAACAAAAAACACCACCAAAUUCUCUGCUUUUUUUUUACUUACCACUUGCUUUGCUUUGCUUUCAACAAUGUCUUUCUUGCUCUGUCCUCAGACUCGCUGAAAACUUAACCAGACUCAUCCAUGGAGCUCGACCUUGAAAACCCACUUACAAUCUCCCAUGACAUCCACUCUGAUACACUCACUUCAAUGUUUUCCCUUGAAUCUGAUCACAUGCCAUCAGAGACUUACUUUCAAACCCUUCAAGCUAGAGACCUUGACAUCUCCAUUCGAAGGGAAGCCAUAGCUUCCAUCUCACGGCUUUGUUGUAACUAUGAUAACCUUUUGCAGUACCUUGCUGUCAAUUAUCUCGACCGGUUCUUGUCCUGCCAAGGAAUGCUGCAACCAAAGCCAUGGCUCAUCAAGCUUCUUGCAAUCUCCUGCGUUUCUUUAGCUGCCAAGAUGAAGAAAGCAGAUUUCUCUCUUGCUGAUGUUCAGGGUGAUGGAGGCAUCAUUUUCGACACGCAAACGAUCCAAAGGAUGGAAGUGCUGAUUUUGGGAGCUCUAAAAUGGAGAAUGCGAUCCAUCACACCCUUCUCUUUCAUUUCAUUUUUCAAUUCUCUGUUCAAACUAGAAGACCCGCCAUUGCUGCAGGCUCUCAAAGCCAGAGCCGCCCAAAUCAUCUUCAAAUCUCAAAAGGAUGUUGAGCUUUUGGGGUUUAAGCCAUCAAUAAUUGCUGCCUCCGCACUUCUCUCUGCUUCUCAUGAAUUAUUCCCUAUGCAAUACCCCUGCUUUAAAAAAGCACUCUCCAACUGUUCAUAUGUAAAUAAGGAAAACAUGUUGCAAUGCUACAGUGCAAUGCAGGACAUUGUGGCUGAUGGAUUUGAUUCAGUGUUAGAGACGGUGUCUAGCGCAGUGACAGCAGCCAAUGUGCUAGACCAUAAUUUUUCAAGCUCUGCAGAAAGUGGAAAGACUACCGUCACCGGCAUGACCCCCUUAAGAUUGGAGAGGGACAUGAAGAGGAGAAAAAUUAGUGAAUAUUGUAAAGAUCACAGGGUCCAAAUUUCUCAGAUCCAAAACUGCUGAGACCAAUCUUAGCUAUUUCCACAGCUUAUCACUUCAAUGGUCUCUCUGAGAGUGACACUAGCUUGUAGUUGCCCCAAUAAAAAAAGAGAAAAUGGUCAAGAAACAAAUAGAGAAAGAAAAGAAGGAAGAAAAAAAAACUGAUGGGAGAGAGAGAGAAAGAAGCAGAAGAAGUUUUUCUCUCAUGGAUCAUGGAUGGACCAAACCAAACCAAACACUGUCAGUUACAUUUUCUUUGGUAGGAGAAGAAAUUAAAAGGAAUUGUUCUCUCUUGUGUUUUCUUAAGCUAUCUUCUUUUUGUUUUCUUUAGGAACCAAACAAAGACAA
This is a messenger RNA of Prunus mume (Japanese apricot), 1437 nucleotides long. It is a transcript of the gene CYCD6;1, whose product is annotated as Cyclin D6;1. Lineage: Eukaryota; Viridiplantae; Streptophyta; Magnoliopsida; Rosales; Rosaceae. The record is from RefSeq and is a predicted model, not a curated record.